Messenger RNA from Annulohypoxylon truncatum, 1170 nucleotides. Its product is annotated as RCC1/BLIP-II. The record is from RefSeq and is a predicted model, not a curated record. Lineage: Eukaryota; Fungi; Ascomycota; Sordariomycetes; Xylariales; Hypoxylaceae. The transcript has a single exon. The coding region runs from base 1 to 1125 and encodes 374 amino acids.
AUGAACGGUCUCUUCGCGCUCGGCUCAAAUGGGUCGGGCCAACUUGGCAUAGGGCACAAGGAGGACGUCUCCGUACCGAAGCAAGUCGAGUUCAUCGGCGAAGCUCCCGACGACGAAAUUGUGCAAAUUGCAGCCGGAGGUAACCAUUCCAUUAUCGUCACGGAAACCGGAAAAGCGUAUUGGUCCGGGGAUUCGUCAAGCGGCGCCUGUGGGAUCGUGAAAGACGCUGGGGAUACGGAUGCAUCCAAAUUCCAUGAGCUAAUCCUUUCAACCUCGGAGCACCUCGGCCCCGUCGCCCACGUAGCUUGCACGUGGGACUCGUCCGUUAUUGUUCUAAAGGAUGAAGAUAAUAGAGCGACGCAAGUUUACACAUGUGGAGUACCUGAUAUAGGGGCGGCAUGCGCAAACUCCGAAUCAGCUACCUUGGAAACGCCGGCUUUGCUUAAUAAUUUCCCUCCGUCAGGAACGGAAGUUCGAAGUCUUGCCGCUGGAUUUAGACACGUUGUCGUCUUGCUAGACAAUGGGGACGUUUACGGCUGGGGUAACGGCCGAAAGGGCCAAUUAGGGGAAUUAGCUGAUACGGCUGAUUCAAAAGGCGUAAUUCACCAUCCUCAGAAAAUCAAAGGAAUUCCUUUCAAGGUGUCCGAUGCGGUAUGUUGUCAGUAUACGACUUGUUUCGUUAGUGAGCCUGGAGAUGGCCGUAUAAUUGUUGUCGGGGCCGAUAAAUGGGGUCUGAAAAGCGCCGCACCUGUUGAGAUACCUAAUUGGAAUACGAUUGGCGCAAGUUGGGGGAGUAUCUAUGUCUUACAGCGAAACGGUCAACUUGUCGCAUGGGGCCGGGACGACCACGGCCAGCUCCCACCCCUAUUACUUCCAGAGCUAGAGAAUGUCGCUGCUGGAAGCGAGCAUGUUCUGGCAUUGACCAAGGAUGGAGAUGUCUUAUCCUGGGGUUGGGGUGAGCAUGGAAAUUGCGGACCACAAACCGAAAAGUACGGAGAUGUUAAGGGACGAUGGAACGUACUUGCGUCAUUGAAGAAUAUGCCAGAGGGAUCUAAGAUUACAGCUAUUGGAGCUGGGUGUGCUACAAGUUGGAUCAAUAUCACGACAGAAGGACUUUACCUCUGAGACAUUACCCCUCGCAGACAUUUUGACCCCUCCUCCCUAAGCAGC